AUAAAAUUGCAGCGGCAGGAACGAUUAUGUUAGCAGUUGGGUGUUGCCUCCUUAUACUAAACUACCACAUUAUAGUAAGGACCAGUCGAAGCAGCCAACAUGACCCUGGAACAGCCAGCCGGUGAGAUGUGGCAGAAGAUCCGCGAGGAGCUGAACGAGAAAGUGGAUACCAGGGACCAGGACCUUGCGCACAUCAAGGAGUGGCUGAAGAAGGAGCCCCAUCUACCUGAUGAAUUUGACGACCAGCGUAUCCUGACCUUCCUCCGCGGCUGCAAGUUCUCCCUGGAGAAGACCAAGCGCAAACUGGACAUGUACUUCACCAUGCGUACUGCGGUGCCUGAGUUUUUCACUGACCGUGACGCCACCAGGCCUGAGCUACAGGAGAUCUUGAAUAUUGUGCAAAUGCCUCCUCUGCCAGGACUCACGCCUGAAGGUCGUCGUGUCAUUCUCAUGAGAGGUCUCGACAAAGACGUCCAGACCCCCAACGUAGCGGAUGCCUUCAAACUGGCCCUGAUGCUGGGAGACGUGCGUCUGGUCGAAGAGAAGGAGGGCGUGGCUGGUGACGUCUACAUCCUGGACGCGUCGGUGGCGACACCUACACACUUCGCCAAGUUCACCCCCACUUUGGUCAAGAAGUUCCUUGUCUGUGUACAGGAAGCCUACCCAGUGAAACUAAAGGAGGUGCACGUCAUCAACGUCUCCCCUCUCGUAGACAAGAUCGUCAACUUCGUCAAACCCUUCAUCAAGGAAAAGAUCAGAGACAGAAUCUUCCUCCACACUGACACGAAUGAUCUCUACAAAUACGUGCCCAAGGAAAUGCUGCCAGCCGAGUACGGCGGCAAUGCUGGCCCCAUGAAUGACCUGCACAACGCCUGGGUCAAGAAACUAGAAGAGUACAAGGACUGGUUCGCCGAGCACGAGAACAUCAAAGCCAACGAGGCCCUCAGGCCAGGCAAGCCGACCAACUACGACGAGCUGUUCGGAAUCGACGGUUCCUUCCGUCAGUUAGUCAUAGACUAAAUAGGUGUAGAAGCGAUGGUGCUUACUGAAGAUCAAAAACUCAACGGAUUUUUUUUUGCUGCAGCGACAAAAGCUGUAUUAUUUGCAACAGUAGCUUUAAGAAACUUGAUUUUUGAUGCAUCAAGAGUGAAAGAGAUAAGCUCAGAGUUGUGUCUCUUUCUCACAUGCUUCAAUAGAAGGAACUUCUGCUUCUGUUAUCAUAUAAAAUUGCUGCAUAUUCAAAAACAAUUACAAUAAAUUUCAUUUGUUUAAACAAUUUGUCUAAUGUAUUGCAAUCAAAUUGCAGAGAAAAUAAUGUUAAAGCAAAGUACAUAGCAUGUUUCUGUAUAGAAAAGAAUGAUUAAGAAUUAAAACUCUGGUAUAACCGGAUCGUUAGAUAGCAAAGGUUAGACUUUAAACUCUUUUCAGAAAUGUAUGGUUCAGAUUAUCGUAUCAAGCAGUUCAUCAUUGAUCUCAUAUCUUUAGCUCUCUAUUCUUCCUUCAAAAAACAGAAUUUAGUAAAAAAAUGUGUUUAGAUUAUCACCCAGUGUUGUGACCAAAAUAUUGAAUACCGCGUGUAAUUUUUAUUAAAAUCGUUGGAUUGAGUUUUUACCUACCUUGGUUUUAAUAAUGCACGCCACGUCCCAGUAUCCAGAAAAUUAGGCAGUUUAUAUUGUGUGCAAAUAUAUUAGAUGUCGCAUCUGUUAAUAAUGUAGUCUAUGUUUUACAUUAUUACAUAUCGCAUGUAAUAAUUAUUGCUACUUUAUUUAAACUACCUAGGUAAAAUAGCAUUCAGUUAAGUCGACUAUUUACUACAGUUUUAAG
Messenger RNA from Ostrinia furnacalis (Asian corn borer), 1824 nucleotides. Its product is annotated as alpha-tocopherol transfer protein-like. Gene Ontology annotation, cellular component: membrane. Gene Ontology annotation, molecular function: phosphatidylinositol bisphosphate binding. Lineage: Eukaryota; Metazoa; Arthropoda; Insecta; Lepidoptera; Crambidae. The record is from RefSeq and is a predicted model, not a curated record. The transcript has 8 exons. The coding region runs from base 100 to 1020 and encodes 306 amino acids.